UGCUGAUGUGAGGUGAAGGCACGCGCCGCGAAAUCGUGCGAGCGCGCGCCCCGAUCACCGGUAAAGGACGAUGCGGCUGUGUGCGCGCACACCCUCCCCGGACUCGGUGUCUCUGCAGAGCGGACAGCUCCCCGCUCAGUCGUCCUCCGCCGUUGACAACCUAGUAAAAACGCCACGUUUCCGCGCGGCUGUCGAUGCCACAGCCGCGGGACGAGGAGGCCUGUAAGCUCCACCGCAGUCCGAGCUCCAAUCCGAGACGCAGCACUGCGGUUUGUCCGCUUUGGCCAUGGCGCAGCGGAGGAGGCUCAGAUGAAGGACGCCCUGCGCAUCGGCUAAAAAGCUGGAGGAACUUUCCUACUGCUGAAUUCCUCUGAACACAGAUGUGACACUCCUUCUUUAGAACAGGAAAAUUCUCGACUAGCUACAGAGGGAAGCAGACUAAACCGACCAGGCCCCACUGGAGGUCCCUAAACCUCCCUUUGGGCACCACCGGACAGAGGGGGCGGUGUAAACAUUGGUAGGAGCAGCAGAAGCCAUGGCAGACGCGGCGGAGUGCGGGGUGAGAGUGAUGUGCCGCUUCAGGCCCCUGAACGAGGCCGAAAUUACCCGAGGAGACAAAUACAUCCCCAAGUUCAAAGAGGACGACACCGUGGUCAUAACGGGCAAACCGUACGUGUUCGACCGCGUGCUGCCUCCCAACACGACGCAGGAGCAAGUGUACGACCAGUGUGCCAAGCAGAUAGUGAAAGAUGUGCUGGGCGGCUACAAUGGGACCAUCUUCGCCUACGGGCAGACGUCCUCCGGGAAGACCCACACCAUGGAGGGCAAACUGCAUGACCCGCAGCUGAUGGGCAUCAUCCCUCGCAUCGCCCGCGACAUCUUCGACCACAUCUACUCGAUGGACGAGAACCUCGAGUUCCACAUCAAGGUCUCUUAUUUUGAAAUCUACUUGGACAAGAUCCGAGACCUGCUGGACGUGUCAAAGACGAACCUCUCCGUCCACGAAGACAAGAACAGAGUGCCUUAUGUGAAGGGCUGCACUGAGCGUUUUGUGUCCAGUCCAGAGGAGGUGAUGGACGUCAUCGAUGAGGGCAAAUCCAAUCGGCAUGUAGCAGUGACCAACAUGAACGAGCACAGCUCUCGCAGCCACAGCAUCUUCCUCAUCAACAUAAAGCAGGAAAACGUAGAGACGGAGAAGAAGCUGUCUGGGAAGCUCUACCUGGUCGACCUGGCUGGCAGCGAGAAGGUGAGCAAGACGGGAGCUGAGGGGGCGGUGCUGGACGAGGCAAAGAACAUCAACAAAUCUCUCUCAGCGCUGGGAAACGUCAUCUCAGCUCUGGCUGAGGGCACCAAAACCCACGUGCCGUACAGAGACAGUAAGAUGACUCGGAUCCUGCAGGACUCUUUGGGAGGGAACUGUCGCACCACCAUCAUCAUCUGCUGCUCACCGUCCAUCUACAACGAGGCCGAGACCAAGUCCACGCUCAUGUUUGGACAGAGAGCGAAGACCAUCAAGAACACAGUGUCUGUGAACCUGGAGCUGACGGCCGAGGAGUGGAAGAAGAAAUACGAGAAGGAGAAGGAGAAGAACAAGAACCUGAAGAGCAUCAUCCAGAGGCUGGAGGCUGAACUCAACCGCUGGAGAAACGGGGAGAACGUUCCUGAGGAGGAGCAGCAGAGCUCUAAAGAUCAGAGGAGUGGCGAGCCGUACGACAACACUCCCAUCAUCGACAACCUGCUGCCAGCCGGAGGAGGUGUCUCCGUCUCCGGUGACGAGAGGAGGAAGUACGAGGAGGACGUAAGGAACCUGUACAAACAGCUGGAUGACAAGGAUGACGAAAUUAACCAACACAGUCAGCUGGCGGAGAAACUCAAGGAGCAGAUGAUGGAUCAAGAAGAGCUGCUGGCGUCAACACGACGCGACUAUGACAAGAUCCAGGAGGAGCUGUGCCGGCUGCAGACGGAGAACGAGCUAGCCAAGGAGGAGGUGAAGGAGGUGCUUCAGGCCCUGGAGGAGCUGGCAGUUAACUACGACCAGAAGAGCCAAGAGGUGGAGGAGCGAAACCAAGCCAACGCGCAGCUGACCGAGAAGCUGCAGCACAAGACGGCGCUGCUGUCGGUGCUUGAGAGGGAGGUGAGUCAGCUGCAGGAGCUAAACGGCCUGCAGAGAAAGCGUGCUGCCGAGGUCCUCAACCUUCUGCUGAGAGACCUCAGUGACAUCGGCGCCAUCAUUGGCACCAGCGAUGUCAAGACGGCUGCGUGCUCAGAGAUGAAGGGGAACGGCUCGGCGCUGGAGGAGGACUUUACCGUUGCUCGCCUCUACAUCAGCAAGAUGAAGUCCGAGGUCAAGUCUUUGGUCAACCGCAGCAAGCAGCUGGAGAGCGCCCAGGCCGACGCCCACCGCAAGAUUCAGGCGAACGAGAAGGAGCUGGCGUCCUGUCAGCUGCUCAUCUCCCAGCAUCAGGCCAAGAUAAAGUCUCUGACCGACUACAUGCAGAACAUGGAGCAGAAGAAAAGGCAGCUGGAGGAGAGUCAGGACGCUCUCACCGAAGAGCUCGCCAAACUGCACGCUCAAGAGAAAAUGCACGAGGAAAAGGAGAAGGAGGACAUCGGCAGAGCGGGCGGAGACGAUGACAUCAAGAAAACGCUGGAGGAGCAGCUGGAGAACCACAGGGAGGCUCAUCAGAAGCAGCUCAGCCGCCUGCGGGAUGAGAUCGAAGACAAACAGAGGAUGCUGGACGAGCUCAGAGAUCUAAAUCAGGGGCUGUUACUGGAGCAGGAGCGACUCAUGUCGGAUUACUACAAACUGCAGGCGGAGGAGCAGGAGAAGAAUGCAAAGCUGGAGAGGCUCGUGCUGCUGAAUGAACAAAGGGAGCAGGCCCGAGAGGACCUGAAGGGCCUGGAGGAGACUGUGGCCAAAGAGCUGCAAACUCUGCACAACCUGCGCAAACUCUUCGUCCAGGACCUCACUGCACGGGUUAAGAAGAGUGCAGAGCUUGACUGUGAGGAGGGACUCAGCAACAUUGCACAGAAACAGAAAAUCUCCUUCUUGGAGAACAAUUUGGAGCAGCUGACUAAGGUCCACAAACAGCUGGUCCGGGACAAUGCAGACCUUCGCUGCGAACUGCCCAAGCUGGAGAAGCGUCUGCGAGCCACGGCCGAGCGAGUCAAAGCGCUGGAGAACGCCUUGAAGGAGGCCAAGGAGAACGCCAUGAGGGACCGCAAGCGCUACCAGCAGGAGGUGGACCGGAUCAAAGAGGCUGUGCGGGCCAAGAACAUGGCCAGGAGGGGAUACUCUGCACAGAUCGCAAAGCCUAUCCGGCCCGGACAUCAUCCACUGUCCUCCCCGAUCUGCAGCUCCAUCAGAGCCGGAGGUGUUGAUAUUCAUAACAACUGAACCCACAACAGCAACAUAAUCCUACGACCAUAAACAACUCAGUGCAUGCUCACCACCCCACCUGGAUCCACAAGCAACGCCCCUCCUCUUGGAGCACCAAUGGGAGGCCUUCACGACAGACUGUCAUCGCUCGGAGAAGCACCAUCCAAACAUUGUGUAAAUACUGAUGAGACAUAUUUAAUUUGCUGAAUGUAGAUCUCAGAGGCCUCGUUUAUAACACAUUCGCUGUUAUAAGUUUAGUUUUCUGGAUCUUCUGAUGGUAGAUUGUCGUUAUUAUGCAACAGAUUAAAAGCUCGAAGUUUAUAAGUGAGGCCCUGAAUCCGCUUCUGUAUUAGAAAUGAAAAUGAAGCUUAAGUUUUAGGUUUGCGCAGCUUUACAGGAGAAGGCAAACGUGUCCGUUUUUAGAUAAGUAUUGUUUAACGUUUUAGGAAACAACUUGCUUUUUUCCUUUUUUUCUCAGUCGUCAUGAUGACAGAAGUGACACCACUCGAGUGUAUCUGAUCAAUAUGAAGCUACAGCCAACAGACGGUUAGCUUAGGUUAGCAUAAAGACCAGGGAAUGGCAAUCACAGAGAUCUUUGGUCCUGUACCCUAUAUGCCUCUUUGCAAACAGCCACUUGUCAUUAGGUUGGUGGAAAUACACAUUUUUCCCUUGUGAUCCAGUGGUUGCCAGAUGAUUGCUGACUGGUCUCUAGGCCUAUGUGGCUGACGCUACAGCAGCAUCCCUCCAAAAUGGCACUCACACCGAAGACAACAGUUUACUAUGGAUAAAGGCCUCAUCCCACUCCGUAGCCUAAAUGGCGACCAUUAGGUUGAUAAUUGCUCCGAGCUCUUUAUGGACAGUGUAAUCACUAAGUGCGUUAACGACAACUCAUUGCAAAAAAAUUUAACACGCAUAAUCAGCAAAUUACGCCCCAGCUCAUUUACGUCAAUGCCUGAAGAUGAUUUCUGCUGUUAGCUGGGUAGCCCUAACAUGCAUGCUACCUGCAUAUUUUGGAAAACAUCUACAACUUAUUUACAGAUCCUGAAUUGAAAAUCUCAUCCAUAUUUUUUAGAAGUAUUUUAACUAUGGACCAAAAAAUUGUACCCACCAAAAACAGACUCACUACAAGCUACUAAACUGUAAAAUGAUUGCAUGUGACAUAAAACAUUAAUGUAUUAUUUAUAAUAUAACGGAGAAGAACUACUCUUCCCGCAAUCCUUAACUGAAACAGCGGCAUCUCUGAUUGGUGGAAGUUAAUAAUAAUAAUAAUGGAUUGCAUUUAUAUAGCGCUUUUCGGGGCCCUCAGAGUGCUUUACAAGUUGCUGUUGAAUGGCAUUGACCUUGGAAAUGUGUAAACCUACAAACAUCAGAAUGGUCGAGUUGCAGUCAGGAACAUAGCACCAUGCCACAUCGAUAACUUGGCUACACUUGACCACACACGCACAAUACAAACUACAAACACUAAAUUCUAGAAGGCUGGAAGUCGGUUGCUAUGGAAUCUAGGAUUUGAUUGUAUUAUUGGAUGAGUAGUUCUUUCACUGUUAAAAGUCAUUAUGUACACAGCAGUGCAUUAUCUACUAAUUGGAAGGUCAGUGGUUCAACUCCCGGCUUGUCUUGUGUUCAUGUUAAAGUGUCUUUGGGCAAGAAACAGAACACUGAGUGGCCCCAGUGCAUCCAUGAGGGAGAAUGCUAGGUUCAAAGCACUUAGACACAGUGAAUGGGUGAAUGAGUCCCAGACCCCGUACCUUAGCUUUUUUUCCUUUAUUUAUUUAGUAGAUCAAAUAAAAUCCGUUUAUCGUCACGAUUUAUCUUGUUGCUGGUUGGUUCAAGGCUUAAAACUCUUUUCUGAAACAUCAAUGGAGGAAAGGAGUGGAAUAUUUAUUUCUGGAAACAGAACCUAAAAUAAAAAUGGCUGUUUCACCAUUUUAACCUAAGCAACUGCCUGCAGGAUGUAGCUUCAUGCUUACUUUUAUAGAUGUGAUUUGUAUCAAAGCAGGGCCUUUAAGUUUCUAACCUCGAUGAUGUUGAAGGUUGUUGCUGGAGCUGGGCAGCAGAAACAUGCUUCCACACAACUGUCUUUGCAUGUGUCUUGUCUUCCAGAUUUUAUAACUUUUGUGUUUACACUUUUGUUUGAUUACAGGUGACAAUCAAUAAAAAGAAACCCUUUGAUUUGGUUUUAGAAAACAUGCUCUGGGCUUCAAAAAGAUUUUUCUUUUUUUGUCGUUUUGCAAAGAGGGAUCUCAUACAAUUAAAUUGCGCUGCUGUAGCUCUUGAGGAACACUGACCAGCCAAUCAGUUGCUCCUAGGACUAUGAGCCUGGUUUAUAACUCUGGUUUAAAGCUGAUUUAAAUUUUUUCUCCCCACACAAUUUCAGUGUCUGGAUUGUUGUAACAGUCUGCACUCAAUCUGUAAAGUUUCUGAUUGGCCAGUCAGAGUCUUUAAAAACAGAUUCGAAGGCAGAAUAAAGGUUUUUCCCCUCAGGCCAAAGUAAUUAAAAUCUCAGUGGAUAAGCUGGAUAAGUUCUUGCCUUUAGAAAACUGAAAUCAUCAAAACAGCACUCCAGCUUUAGAAAUGAACACAUUUCUCUACAUUGACUUGUGACUUUGUAACUUUCUUUUUUAACGUCAAGACUGUAAUUUAACGAGGCCUCUUGACCCUUUAGUGGUACAUUAGACGUUUGUGCUGCUUUCCUUUAUGGUGCCUGUUUAACAUAUUUUUAUGUACAUUAUUGUCUCAGUGUAAAAGGCCCAAUUACAGUUGUUCUUUGGUUAUAGUCUACCAUUUUAGUUUCUUUUAGGUAUCAAAGAGUAGCAGUCAUCAAGCUCGAGGACGAUACCCUACAGUCAAGCUUGAUGACUGCUACUCCUCUAAUGACGACCCCCACCCUUUGAAUUAGCUUCUUGACCAGUGGCAGUUAUUGAGCUUGAUGACUGCCACUAUUCGACCAGUCACUGGGCUGGAUGAGUGCUGCCACACUUGACUGCUACCCUGCUGAACAUAAGGCUGACGACUCGGGUAGGACUGGGCCUUAGUUGUGCAAUGUGACUUUCGGGCUAGUUGCUUUUGUUUCUGUGGAUGUUGCUGUAGAAUGUUACAAUUUCGCAAUGGCUUAGUUGCAGGACAGCAACAAGCACAGACGACGAAUAAGUGAAUGUAACUGCAUGGACUAGAGCUUGUUGUGUUAAAGGCAUGCUCAGGGAGGGCAGUUUCUGUACAGGAUGCAUUUACCUCAUCAUGUUGUACAUUUUUUGUUUUAGCUGUAGCAUCGUGUAUCCAAAUAUAUCUUACAACUGAUGCAAUUAAAUCUAAUAAAGAUAUAUCUAUUUAA
Molecule: messenger RNA, 6707 nt
Organism: Haplochromis burtoni (Burton's mouthbrooder)
Lineage: Eukaryota; Metazoa; Chordata; Actinopteri; Cichliformes; Cichlidae
Product: kinesin heavy chain
Exons: 26
Coding region: 536-3397 (953 amino acids)
Biological process (GO): microtubule-based movement
Molecular function (GO): ATP binding; microtubule binding; microtubule motor activity
Source: RefSeq, a predicted model, not a curated record